AUGGUAAUCCUGGGGUUGUGCGGAUUUCUUGUGGCUGUCAAGCUCAUUGCAACUUUGGUAUCUGCAGCUAAUGACGAGUGCCCAGAGAAUUGGAAAAACUAUGGUGAUCGUUGCUACGUAUCCAGCGUGAAUAUUAUGCAAGCUGGCCAUGGCACGAACCAGGGCGUGGUCGGCUUGACCUGGGAAAAAGCGGGUCAAGCUUGUCAGGGAGUCCAAGCUAGUCUCCUGAUUCUGAACAGCCGUGAGGAGUGGCAAAGCAUCAGCGAUUACAUGGGGGAAUACUCGUAUUCCUGGCUGGGUUGUCAAUCGACGGCUGGAGAGGAGUUUGCUUGCGGCAACGAGGCGUUUUACUCCCUCAAAAUUAUAGGGCACUACACCGGUUUUUGGUUGUGGGAAGUUGCACCAGGACCACGCACAUCCACUCAGACCGAGACAUGCGUGCGUUUGGACAAGUUGAAAUCUGGCACCGAGGCAUGGAUGGUCGAAAGUGACUGCACAACGGUCAGCGCUUACAUAUGCGAGCGCCCUCUUGAGGCGAUUGAGGUGCAGCCGGGAGCUCAGACUCCUCCUGUGCCGGGUCGGCCUACCGCAGGACCUGCUGCUUCUCUCACGGAAUCUGGGCAAGAAAUACCGACGCCACAGCAGGAUGUCGUGGUCUGUCCCAUUAUACAAGAGCCGAUCAAUGGAUUCGCCCGUCCGUUCGAGUACGAGUGGUUGAUACCAAGGCGAUACCCGUGCGCGUGCACCAAACUACGCAUCGGUGGAGUCAACGUUCACCGCGCAGCCAGACCGUACCGCGCCGCGCGCGUACCGACGCUCGUUCAAGGUGAAAACGCCGAAGAGAUUCGUGAUGCAUUGGGGUGUGUCGAUGUCGUCAAGCCAGUAAAGGUUUCCGACAUCUCCACUGAAAAUCCUGGAAAUUUUCAGAUGCCUCCUGGUGGCAAGUAAAACGUCACAAGCUAGCGCACCUACGGAGUACUGGAGGUGCCAUCCAAGAUCCUGAGAAAAUUUAUCACAGUCAACAUCCUGAGUUAUCUCGUCAACAUCCUAAGUUAUCUCGUCAUCUCGUGAUAUUUUUGUCAGGAUCUCAACAUGUU
Messenger RNA from Patiria miniata (bat star), 1097 nucleotides. Its product is annotated as low affinity immunoglobulin epsilon Fc receptor-like. The record is from RefSeq and is a predicted model, not a curated record. Lineage: Eukaryota; Metazoa; Echinodermata; Asteroidea; Valvatida; Asterinidae. The transcript is spliced from 4 exons. Bases 1 to 948 code for a protein of 315 amino acids.